Molecule: messenger RNA, 2409 nt
Organism: Fragaria vesca subsp. vesca
Lineage: Eukaryota; Viridiplantae; Streptophyta; Magnoliopsida; Rosales; Rosaceae
Product: probable polyamine transporter At1g31830-like
Exons: 2
Coding region: 892-2274 (460 amino acids)
Biological process (GO): transmembrane transport
Cellular component (GO): membrane
Molecular function (GO): transmembrane transporter activity
Source: RefSeq, a predicted model, not a curated record
AUAGAGAGUUGGAUAGCAUUCAAGCUCACUUGUAAAGCUUUGUAACGUUCUCUUAGCUUAAUACAAGUUCUCUCUUUCAUAGUUAUUCUCUUUUCGUUUGGGUGUUCUAGCCAAAGUGUUUGCGUGAGUAAGACUGACUUAGCAUAAGAGAAGUGCUAAAGCCACACGAGAAGCUUAAGAAAAAGAAAGCUCGUGACAAAACGCCUCCUUGCACAGGCAAACUCUGUUUUGAUGCCUAGUAAUUUUGAAACCAAUCUUGGAUAUAAACGUCUAUAGAGGGGGACAGACUUAUCCCUAUAUCCCUCGAAUAGUAGCUCACAGCAUACCACCAUUGACGACUUGAUGUAACCAAACAAAAUGAGUUUGGUUGGAUGUUAAAUAGGACUGUUAAGUAAGGGAAAAUUUAUUUUUGUGAUGUUUAAUCCUAAGUUGAUGAAAUCCGCCUCAUACUCGCACUUAAAGAUUGUAAAGCGAAAUUCUUGCUAAAAAAAAAAAGAAAAACGUUUUUCUUAGCCAAAGCGUUUUCUGAAAAGAAGUCUCAAAAAAUCGCAGAGAGCUUUUGAAAAACACAAACUGGUGUUUUGUCCUUGGAGUCGUGUCGGCGAUGCAGCACUGUCACUCGGAAAUAGCAUACUCGUGCGUGGCCACUGAAACAUACGCGUCGCCAGACGCUCGCUUUCUUAACACCAUGACACAUCGCUAGCAUCGUGACUCGUUGUUUCGUCAGUUUUCGCCUCACUUUUCAUGGUUAGCUUCUUCUUCUGUUUCAUAGGUUGUCAUGUUUGCUUUUAUGUUUACAAUGGACUGAGUUGUUCUUGAAAUCGAUUGCGGGAUCGUGAAGCCUGAUAGGAGAAACAUAGAACCUCACCUGCUAGGCAAAGUAGUGCGAAAAUGUUGGAAAACAAUGUUGGAAUGGGGGAAGAAUCCUCUCACGACUUACACAAGUACAGUAAGGUUUCAAUUGUACCUCUUGUAUUCUUGAUAUUCUAUGAGGUCUCUGGCGGCCCAUUUGGCGUCGAAGACAGUGUCCAGGCUGCCGGUCCCCUGUUAGCCCUUCUUGGGUUUCUGGUUUUUGCACUCAUAUGGAGUGUUCCUGAGGCCUUGAUAACGGCAGAAAUGGGCACUAUGUUCCCUGAAAAUGGGGGAUAUGUUGUUUGGGUUUCAUCAGCUUUGGGUCCAUUUUGGGGAUUUCAGCAAGGCUGGGUGAAAUGGCUUAGUGGGGUGAUUGAUAAUGCUCUGUACCCUGUUCUAUUUCUGGACUAUCUGAAGUCAGCAAUUCCAGCUUUAGAAAGUGGUUUGCCAAGGACAAUUGCAGUGUUGGUUUUGACUGCAAUUCUCACUUAUUUGAACUAUAGGGGUUUAACCAUAGUGGGCUGGGUUGCUAUUUUACUAGGGGUGUUUUCACUUCUUCCUUUUAUAGUCAUGGGGCUGAUAGCAAUUCCGGAGAUAGAGCCUUCGAGGUGGCUUAUCGUAGAUCUGGGCACUGUUAAUUGGAGUUUGUACUUGAAUACGCUUUUCUGGAAUCUUAAUUACUGGGAUUCAAUCAGUACACUUACAGGGGAAGUGGAAAACCCUAGUAAAACUCUUCCAAAAGCUCUGUCUUAUGCUCUAAUCAUGGUUCUUCUUGGAUACAUUUUCCCUCUUCUGACUGGUACUGGAGCUAUUCCAGUUGAUCGUGAAUUGUGGUCCGAUGGUUAUUUUGCUGAUAUUGCUAAAAUUCUGGGAGGUGUAUGGUUAAGAACCUGGGUUUUAGCGGCAGCUGCUUUGUCAAACAUGGGUAUGUUCGUGGCUGAAAUGAGCAGCGACUCCUUUCAACUUCUGGGUAUGGCAGAAAUUGGGAUGCUUCCUUCAUUCUUUGCCAAACGAUCUCGUUAUGGUACCCCUCUUACGGGAAUCUUGUUCUCUGCAUCUGGUGUAAUUCUGCUCUCGUGGUUGAGCUUCCAAGAGAUUGUAGCGGCAGAGAAUUACUUGUACUGUUUCGGGAUGAUUAUGGAAUUCAUAGCAUUCGUGAAGUUAAGAUUUCAGCACCCAAAUUUACCAAGGCCUUACAAGAUACCUUUUGGGAAUAUUGGAGCGAUUUUGAUAUGUAUUCCUCCAACAGUGUUGAUUUUGGUAGUUUUAGCCCUUGCUUCGCUAAAGAUCAUGGCUAUAAGCAUUGCUGCUGCGGUAGUCGGGCUAGUCUUGCAGCCUUGUGUUGAGUACAUGAAAAAGAAGAGAUGGUAUGAUUUCUCCGGGAGUUUUGACAAUCCAGAUUGCCAAUAUGCAUCAGUGUAACAAAUCAUGAUCUCAUUAAUGCUAGUUUUCAUUCGGUGUUUAAAAUUGUUGGUUGUUUCUGACUCUUAGAAGUUACUGGUUGUCUUCUGUCUUCUGAGAUUUCCUUUGCGAUAUGAUCUAUGAAACUGAUAUGGG